This is a messenger RNA of Xiphias gladius (swordfish), 2970 nucleotides long. It is a transcript of the gene dcaf15, whose product is annotated as DDB1 and CUL4 associated factor 15. The transcript is spliced from 13 exons. NCBI's taxonomy places the organism in Eukaryota, Metazoa, Chordata, Actinopteri, Istiophoriformes, Xiphiidae. Gene Ontology annotation, cellular component: Cul4-RING E3 ubiquitin ligase complex. Gene Ontology annotation, biological process: protein ubiquitination. The record is from RefSeq and is a predicted model, not a curated record. Bases 208 to 2142 code for a protein of 644 amino acids.
UUAUUCCUGAUGCUGGACGAGGCACUGUUGUAACAGACACAGUUGGGUCCUUUGUGGUGGCCUCCUGCGGGAUGUCACCUCUGCCGUGGCCUACCUUUGUUUUGGUUUUGAUGGAUGUGUUCACCGGCGAGUGAGGGCAGUCUCGUGCAGGCUGUGGACCAAUCAGGACGGCUUUGACUGCAACGAGGGACAACGGUUAAGACAGAGAUGGCGCCCAGCUCGAAAUCAGAAAAGGACGACGGCAAACAGAAAACUCAAAGAAAACAUAAAGACCAUGUCGUGAAGCUUCUCAUGCGUGGGAAGCUGUCAGGACAGUUUUCUCAGCGCCUGUUCAGGAAGCUCCCACCUCGAGUGUGCGUUCCAUUGAAAAACAUUGUCAGCGAGGAGUUCCUGAGAGCAGGACAUAUCUUUCUUGGCUUCACAAAAUGUGGCCGCUACGUUCUUUCCUACACCAGUGACUGUGGAGAAGAUGAUGAUUUCUCUUUCUAUACCUACCAUCUCUACUGGUGGGAGUUCAACCUGCACAGUAGACUCAAACAGGUCCAUCAUGUGCGUCUGUUUGCAGGCGAGGAAAUCUACAGUGACCUGUACCUGACUGUGUGUGAGUGGCCAAAUGACCAUUCAAAAAUUGUCAUCUUUGGCUUCAAUACGCGCAGUUCUAGCUCUGUUCUGAUGAACUUGAUGAUGAGUGAUGAGAACAACAGAGAUAUCUACAUCACAAUUGCCUCCAUGCCUCCUCCUACACCUUGCUCUUACUGCUGCCCAGUUCCCUCGGCCACUACCAUACGCACAGGGAGUGGUGAGUGUCUCGAGCAUGGCUAUGUGCUCAACAGCAGAUACCAGGUGGUGUAUCCGUUCCCAACUUUCCAGCCAGCUUUUCAGCUGAAGAAGGACCAGGUGAUCCUGUUAAACACUAGCUACUCUCUGGUGGCCUGUGGCAUCUCGCUCUGCACAGGUAAGCAGGGUCAGUCAUCGCAGAUUCUCUACACAAAGAGAGCAGCGUUGUCAAGUCAAGCUUCCGUGUCUCCUUCCUCAACCUCCUUGGCCUCUUCUUCGUCACUACCUCAGGGAUCUCCUGAAAGCCGAUUGCAGCCUAGCAGGCCCACUCCGAUCGUCUCAUCUACUAGCCAGUCACAGGCAGCUGUUAGAGCGCGGGAAUUUGCGGCUGACCUCUUUAGGCGAGCCCAGGGUGGAGGAGGAGGGGGGAAAGAAACUGAGGUUCAACAAGAGAAGAGAACAGCUGAUAGUGGUGAAAAAGAGGCAUCACAGAUACCAGGAGACAAAGGGACACAUGUAGAGAGGAGGAGACAGGAGGAUGAUUGUAGAGAGAGGAGGGAAGAGGAGAGACGGACUAGUUUACCACAAGCAUCAACAUCAGCUGUGCGCCACAGUUUGCAUCAGUGCCCAGAACAAGUGAUGUCUCCUGCGUCCUCUUCCUCAUCACCUUCAUCCCCUCCGACCCCGUCCUCAUCCCAGGAGGUUAGCCCCAGUGAGCCUGGAUAUGUAAACUACUCACACCUGCACUACCGCCUCCAACAGCCAGGGACAACGGAGCAGAAUACAGGAGGUUACGAAGAUGAUAAGGUCCAGCUACCUUUCACAGUCACUGAUCUAAAAGGAAGGAACCUGCAGCUGGUCACUGGACCACACAAUGGACAGAGUGUGUGUGUUGAGCAGUUGACUCUAGACUUUGAGUAUCUUAUCAAUGAGGUGAUCAGGAGUGAUGCUGCCUGGGCCACUCAGUUCUGCUCCUUCAGUGACUAUGAUGUUGUGAUAUUAGAGGUGUGUCCAGAGACCAACACUGUGAUGAUCAACAUUGGUCUGCUGUUACUGGCAUUCUCCAACUCAGACGAGGAGCACUGCAGGCCAAACACCUACCAUUCCAACCUGCAGGUUAGCUGGGACUUAAACACAGGUGUGUGUUGCACUGUGGGGGUUGGUGACCUUACAGAGGUUAAGGGUCAGACGAGUGGGAGUGUGUGGAGCUCUUACAGGAAGUCCUGUGUGAACACAGUGAUGAAGUGGCUGGUUCCAGAGAGCAGCUCCCGCUACAUCAAUCGCAUGACCAACGAAGCUCUACACAAAGGCUCGUCUCUGCAAGUGUUGGCAGAUAGUGACCGAUGUACCUGGAUUGUAUUAUGAAGAAAGAUGAGGACCACAAGUGUCAAAGCAACAGAAACAAAAGUGCACACAUACACGUCGACAUGUUCCAAUCCCCUGUACGGAGCCUGACUUUAAUCUGAGAAAAAUUGUACGUUCCGUGACUGUGAUUUGGUAAUAUCUAGUUAAAACACUUGUCAAAUUGAAACUGAACAGGGAGCGCUCUAGAUGAAAUACAGUAAAGAUUAAGUUUUUUUGGUUAUCUGUGUUUUCAUUUUGCAGGUUUCAUCUUUUUUUUGUACUAUGUACUGUAUUAUUGCAACCACCAAAACCAAGAGCUGAACUGAACAAAGUUCUAGUUUUUACUUUUUACUUUUUGUUUUUAUACAUAUAAGCGUACCGUUAUUGUAGUGUGAAUGUUUUUUUUUUUUUAAUGUGUCUGUAACUGAACGUAAGGAAUAUCGGCACAUGUGUGAUGGUGACAAGGUGAUUUCGUCCAGAGAAUAAGUGUGUCUGUGUGUGUAUAUGUUUUUGUGUAUGAGUGUGUGCAUGUUUCAUGUAUAGGUAACAUUUGCCAGAUUCUGCUGCUUCUGAAAAAGAUAUUUCCUCAUCUGGCCUGGACCAGUUCAGUCUAGCUGUGUUAAUUUCUAGGCUGCAGUAUUUAAAAUGAGAAAAAGUGAAACCAGUACUGCAUCACUUGACUCUUGACUUUUUUUUUCUUUUUCUUUUUUUUUAAACCCAUGUUAUUGAAGUAGAGGGUUGUUGGAGUCACCUGCACAGCUGGUUGACACGCUGUAUGUUUACUGACAUGGAAGUAAGACUAUUAUGGGUUGGGAUAUUUUGUCAAAAUAAAAUGUUCAAAAGAUUUUU